AUGUGCGAUUACGCAUGUCGAGACAGCUCCACGCUCAGGAAACACCAGGACAGACACCUGGGGAAGUAUAAAGCGUACCCGUGCAAGAUUUGCGAUAAAGUCUUCAAGGUCAAGAGCCGCCUAAAGGAGCACACGGAUGAGAAACACUACGGAGUGAACGUUCACAAAAUUCCCUGCGAGAUCUGCGGCAAAAUGUUCAAAUCCAAGAGCGUUCUCAGCACUCAUCUCAACGUGGUGCACGCGCGUCGCUACGUGUGCAAGUGCGAAAUUUGCGGUGUGGUCAAGAACAGCAAGUCCAACUUGGAGAUGCACAUGCGCUCGCACGUCGACAUCAGGCCGUACAAGUGUACGUUCGAGCAGUGCGGGAAGAAGUUCAAAGUGUUGGGUGAUUUAAAGAAGCACAUUAUCACGCACUACCCCGAGCGUCAACACCCGUGUCCCACGUGUGGGCGACUGUUCGCGCGCUUAUCGCGAAUGAAGCGCCAUCUCACUCAACACGAGCCGAAGGUGAAAUCCGUGGAGUGCGCUCUAUGUGGCGUCUGCUUCUACAACGACAACUAUCUGGCGGUGCAUAUGCGUAAAAAACACACACGCGACAUUCGCUACGAGUGCGACGACUGCGGCUUCAAAACUCGCAACAAGCCGAGCAUCGUCAUGCACAUCAAGUACGGACACGCGUCGGAGACCGACACGGAAUGCGAGAUCUGCAAGAAGGUAUUUAAGAAGCAUCUUUACCUCAAGCUUCAUUACUGGAACACGCACAGCAUCAAAUACAAGAUAUCGCCACGGAUAAAGAGAAAAAAAGGGAUUACAGAAGAGAUUCAAAUAAAAGAGGAAUUAGAAAGUGUACCUGAAAUAGAUUUACUGGAAGUCCACAAGGAAGAGGUUUUUACAGAUAUGGAGGAAGAAUAUUACAACGGUACAGAAGAAACUGAGUACAACGGUACAGAGGAAACUGAGUACUCCAAAAGCGUGCUAAGCGAGGACGUUACACGAGUUCUCGAUGAAGGCAAGGGCGAAGAACUCGAGAAACAUUCAGAGCAAGUUUUCGACGAGAUUAUGAUACAAAAGAUCGUGAAGAACACUCAAGAUGAAGGUAAGAAAGGUAAAAAUCAAGUCGAAGUAGAAGUAGACGUAGAAUCUCAAGAGAAGGCGAAGCGAUGCAUAGAGAAGCUCGUUAUUAAAUCUAGGAGGAAAAGGGAGAUUGAAGAGUUGGAGAAAACGAGACAGCAAUACAAUCAAAGGAUGAGGGAGGCUAUGAAUAGAAAGCCCAAAACAGAACGCAUUACAAUAAAAUUUGUAAAUAAUAGAAGAAAUGAGGAUGUCGCAAAUAAUGAAAUCGCGCAAUCUGGUGACAAUGAUGUCAAUGAUUCACCAAUUACAAAUGACAACGACAUCAUUAAUAAUAUCGAUGAUGACGAAUCAUUAAACAACGCUAAUGAGUUAACAGAUAAUAAUGAUAAAGAAACAGACGAUAAUCAGAAGGAAUCAAACAAUAAUGAUAAUGAAACAAAUGAGGCGGGAGAGAGUAGAAAAAACAACAAGUUAAAAAUCAAUACACAUCAAUGCUACGUUUGUUUUAAUCUGUUCGAAACUAAACCACAAUUAAUCGAACACUGCAAAGAACAUUUUGAUGUAUGCAACACUGUUAUGUUAAAGAAGUGUCCACUCUGUGAUUAUGUUACAAAACUCAAUCUCAGCAGGCACAUGAGGUUAGUACAUAAAGUGACGAUCAAAGUACCAUACGGUAGGUUGAAGGACAAGAAGACGAACAUCAACGGUUCAAGAUAUUAUUACGAUAUAGAAGACAGUGUUGUCAACCAUGUUGAAGUUAUUCCCAGUGUUAAAAAUUUGAACAAACGCGAAUAUGUAAAGAUCGACAAGAAGAGCCGAGAAGAGAAGGAAAGAAGCGUCGCGAAGACGAAACUAGUAAAGAAAGGAGGAGAGUGGGUAGUAGAGAAAGAGAAGAUUGCUGUUAAGGAUGACUUUAUAUUACCUGAAUUUGACGCAAAAGACGUUUUGAAGAUUAAAGAGAAAGGGGAUGAUUAUUUGGGCAGAAUGAAGAAGCUGAGUCGGCUAGCGAAAGGGAACGGAACGAAAAUGUUGUUUCCCUGCGAAAAUUGUGAAAAAAUCUGCCAGACAUUAAGCGCGUUGAAGCUACAUUCCCGCAAACAUAACCCGAACGCGAAACCCUUCAAGCCGAAGGUCUGGAAACACAAAAUGAAGGGCACUGAACCAGUGCAGAAAAUCGAAGCACCAGUAAACACAGAAAACCGGUACGCGAAUCCCAAACCCAUAAAAAACAAACAUAAAUGCGAACCGGAGUUGAGGGAUUUCUAUGAGAAAAACAUCAAAGGCGGCGACAUUGAGUUUUGGCAGUUUCUCAAAAUUUAUAACAAAAUGUCCAGAGAAAAUAUAACUGACUUUUCGGAUUUAAACAAACGCAUUGAUUUCGGUAUACAUUACGAUGAAACUCCUAAAGAAGUAGAAGAACCCGUUGAAAUAAAUGUGACAAAGAAAAAAAAGGUUAAGAAACCCCAAAAACCUGGUUUCACGAGAGUAAUAAAAAUCAGCAAAAAGGAAUAUUUAAAAAGGAAGGAACUCAAAGAUAAGUUAAGAGAAACGCUGUCAAAAGGCAUUAACUCAUAA
Parnassius apollo (apollo) is the source of this 2649-nucleotide messenger RNA. NCBI's taxonomy places the organism in Eukaryota, Metazoa, Arthropoda, Insecta, Lepidoptera, Papilionidae. The record is from the annotation of a GenBank genome assembly.